Molecule: messenger RNA, 2922 nt
Organism: Tetrahymena thermophila SB210
Lineage: Eukaryota; Ciliophora; Oligohymenophorea; Hymenostomatida; Tetrahymenidae
Exons: 1
Source: RefSeq, a predicted model, not a curated record
AUGAAUAAAAUAUGUUACACUUAACCAGCAAAUCUUAGUGAAUCUUUAAACUUGAAUUAAAGUGAUGUAUUUUAUACUAAAGAUUGCAUGAGCAAAGUCAUGCUGAAUAACUCUACACGCUCAGAAUAAAAGAUAAACAACCUCGAAUAAAAAUCAUUUAACUAAGCCUUCUAAGAUUCUUAACUUAAGAUAUUAGCAACAGAUAAGCAAGAUCUAUAAUAGCAAAUUUCCAGUAAGAUUCAAUACAUAAGAAAUAAUAUUUAAGAUCAACACAAAAAGAAUCUUAAUCAGAAGGUUUAUAGUAUUUUGUAUGGAACUUUGCCUUCUUAGGAUACAAAGAAAGGUAACUAAUAAAGUAAAAAGGAAGCCAAACAAAAUGAUUUAUAGGAAAUCAAUCAAGCUAAAUUGAUAAACCAAUACAAUUAGCAGUACCAAUAAUAAAAUUCUGAGUAAAUAUUUAUAUCAAAAAAAAGGUAAGUUGAGUAAGUUUAGCUUCCUGUAAUAUAGACUAGAAGUUAAUUGCUAAUGCAAAAACUUCUUGAUAAGUAAAAUAGAUAAAAAAGGUCAAUAUCUCACAAUGUUAAUAAUGACUACAACCAAAAUAAUGAAAACAUGCAAACCAAAAAAUGUAAUACUUCUUUCCUUCAAAUGCAAUAAUAAAACCAACUAAAUAUCUUUCCUUAAAGAAUCAUCGAUAAGAUUUAAGAUAAAUGCGGUUACAUAGUUUUCAAUCAAAAAAUUUAGUCAUCAUCAUCAUAGGGUGAAUACCUCUCAAACGAAUAGUAAGAAAACCAAAAAAACUUGUUAAAUUUAUAAGAUAAUUCUUAAUACUAAGUUGACCAUUAAGAUAAGUUGUUGGAAAUUUAAUUAAACUAAAAUGAAUUAGCAAUUGAUUAAAUAAUUUCUAAUUAAAGAAACACAAAUACUAAAAAAUACAUCCAUAAGAAGGCCUAUUACAAUUCUUAAAUUAAGCCAUACAAAAACCAAAAAACUAAUGAAAAUGUUAUCAAAUUAAAGAGCUUUACUUAAGGGAUAGAUAAUUUUUAAUAUAGUAAGUAAACAUCUAAAACCCCUCCUAAAAGUUCUGAAUUAAUUUAGGAAUAGCUAGAAAACAUUCAAAAAAACUAAGAAAAUGAAAACUUAUUAGUUCCAUAAAGAGAAUAAAAUCACAGCAAUACAGAAAAGCUUUUAAAUGAGGUAAGGUCAUAGAGUCCCAACCUAUCUUCUAUUAUUUAGAUAGAGUUUCCUGAAAUUAAAUCAAAAAUAACUGAAGCUAAUGAAAACAAAUUAACAAAGACUCCUCUUAGAAAUAAUGUGAUAGCAAAAAAAAUCAAUCAAUAAAAUAAACAAAAUAAUCUGAAUAAUAAUAAUAAUAAUUAGGAAGAAGAAUAAUUGGGAAAAUAAAAAAUGAGUUCUCCAAAUGAAAAAAGUAGGGUUGUUUCUCCCUUUUGUCUAUAUCCAGUUCUGAUCAAUGAGUAAAAUGGAGGAGUUGGUGAUUCUGAAGAAACAAACUAAAAUAAAAGUGCUUCAAAAAGUUAAAGCAGGGUUAGAAUAAAAAGAGGUACAGAACAAAUUCACUUAAAAGAGGCCUUUAGUCCUAAACAAAGAAGUACUCCACAUAGUAGAAGAAAUAAAGCACUGAAUAAUGAAUUUAGCAGAUCUCCAAAAAGUAAAAAUAACAUAACACCAUCUAAUAAUAUAACGAGUAAUAACUUAAAUCUUAAAUCUGAUCAAAGUCCUUCAAAUAUAAUCAAUAUAUAAUUUGAUAAGAAUUUAAGUCAAUCUUCAAUAGAAUCUUCAGAAGUAUAUAACUUUAAUGGGAUAAAGCCAAAGCAAAUUUAACAAGUAAAAUAAGAUUUGAAACAAAAUUAACAGGGUGAGAAAAAAAAAUAUUUUUCAAGUAACACAGAAAGAAAUAAUAUUUAUAACAACAAUAAAUAAAUCGAUAAAAAAUUAAAUGAUUCAGAAACAGCCCAAUAAAACUUAGAAUUUCAAUUGAAAGAGAGGACUCUGGAAAAAAAUAAUACUUUUAAAAAGCCUUCAAACUAAGUUAUAGUUUACAGCAGCCUUAGAAAGUCUUAUAGCUAAUAAAAAAUAUAGCAAUAGUAAAGUGAUUAAAACCAAUUAAAUAGCAGUGAGAAUUGCAUUAAAAAGGUCAAAUUAUUUUUUAAACAAAAUAACUAAAUUUAAAAUAACCUUACACUGUAGUAAAAGUAGAACUAAGAAUUAAUAAAGAAUAUCUAAGAUUCAACAGGGCAUAACUUAGAUUUAACAAAAAAUAAUAACUUAGAUUCAGCAAAGCAUAAUAACUUAGAUUCAACAAAACAUAAUAACAUAGAUUCGAAAAGAACAAAUUAAGAUUCAACUAAAAAUUAAUAUUAAACAAAACUAAAAAACGAAAAGAAAUUACUUUAAGUGUAAGACCGUUCCAUAAUAUCUUCAGUAAUUUUCUAAGAAGAAAAAUAACUAGAUAUUUCAAACAAAAGCAAAAGUAUACCCAUAAUGCCAAAUGAAUUGUACCAAAAAUAAAAAUUAGAUAAAAAAAGUGAUUUAACCAUAAAAGAGAUCAGUUUCCAGAAGCUACCUUUAAGUGAAAAAUGUCAAUAGAAUUCACCUAAUUAUUUAGCCUAUAAAAAUAGUCAAUUAUAAAAUAAAUAGAUAACUUCAAUAAAUUUAAUAACUUAACAAGAUGUUUAGUCAUCUAUUUGCUUCGAUAAGUAUUAAAUUAAUAACACUACUCCUGAUUUAAAUUUAGAAAAAAAGAAAAUAAAAUAAUUGUAAAAAAGACAUAAAAAGCUAGAUACUUCUAAAUCUAAAUAAAUAAAUGAUUUUAACAACUUAGAUCCAUGGGAAAUAGAAUAAUGUCAGGAUAAUUAUCUAUUUAGCUACUAUAAUUAAAAGUUUUGUAAUGAAUAAUUAUGA